AUGCAACGAUGGUUAUUGGCCCUGGAUGAGCCUGCAUCUAAUCCAUGCGGUAACACCGUCAUCAGCCACGAACCAUCGAGGUAUGAACAACUUAUAUCUGUAUGGCACAUUCAAUUACAAUAAAUGUUAUCGAUGACAUUGUUAAAAGUGUAUAUAUAAAACCAUGAAGUUUUAUAACGUACGGAAAUGGUAUUAAAUUGGAUCGUAACAGGGGAUGCCGGAACGCGGGAAGUUUUGUUCCAGUGCCGCAAUCACAACGGCCUUGGCAGUUUCAGGUGGGAAUCAAACUAAUUCCGACAGUGAAACUACCAAAUUGUCUUUGUAUGCGCCGAAUGAGCGAUUCACUUGCAAUUCUGACAAUCUGUACGCAUUCCGGUUACUCCAGUCAUUCCCCGCCACUAUCAGCUGGUUCAUAUUCUUGUUAUACAACAGCAGUCUCAGGUCAAAAUUUUUUUCGAGGAGUACCUUUAACAAUGAAGGAUCAAUUCAACGGAGGUCUUGCUGUAAUUCACGAGAGCGAGUCAAUUCCACGUCCUAUUUGGCCGACUACGUUCCCCAAUCCACGCGAAUUUUAUCAGAGCGACGAAAAUCCUGAAUAUGAUACUUUGUAUACAUGUUGCGGAUGCAGUUGUGCAUACACCUAUUCAUAUUGCGAUUGGGAUUAUGAAAAGCCUGCAAGUACAUCAGCACACGAUGUCCUCCUUGAAUUAUCUCAAACACUAAAUUCUGUGAUAGAAGGGAAGAAUGCUAUGACACCAGAAGAGAUUUUACACAAUAUCUCGUAUAAGGUUGCCCAAGGAAUUGGUUUAAAAGGGGGACUUUACGAAUAUGUUUACCAUAAUUCCUCUUUUUCUCCAAGCAAACGAUCAAUUUUAAAUGAUAAGAAUUCGUAUCUAUCAAGUAAUAAAAAUUCUUCGCCGAAAAUCAAUCCAGUAAACUCAAAGCUUUACAAUAAUACAGGACAAUUUUAUUUGCACAAUCCAUGGUACGCUUGCUUAUGCAGUUGUAAACAUACUCAUAGAUUUCUAUCGUCUUUUAAAAAUGAUGAACAAACCAAGAUGAGCGAUGAAUCAGAAAAAAAAGAAAAUCCUAUUAUGCUUUUGAUGGAUAAUCACUGUCAAAGAACAAAUUCAGAGUUAAUGUUGCAGAACAAUAAAAAUAUUUUUGAACCGCAUGUUUGUAAAUGCUUAAAUCGUUCAAUCGUUGGCAAUAAAGAAAUAAAACAUAUAUGUGUGAAUCGUGGUAUUAAAAGUGAAAGGAAAGGAACAAUUAAUAUUAAUGAAGAAAUCAAACAAGAUCGGAAUAAAGUUAUUUCUAACAAACCAGAAUAUUCUAUGCAGUUGGAGUGCAGUAAUGGUGAUUCGUUCAACAAAGGUAGAAUCUUCUCGUCCAACAAAAAUAAUUGCGAUUAUCGUAUGCAAGGAUUUGCCGAAGAUUUAGAUUUCACACUUGACGUUUCACGAGCGGAACGUUUAGGUCGUGUAAUUGCAAAAGCAAAACGAAAACGACAAUGGUGCAGAGCUCUAACCGCCUUCUUCGGACUAGUCUUCUUUAUUUUAAGUGUCGUUAUUGUUUCUUUAUCCGUAACAAAAGGACGUAAAGUAUUUGGAAGUAUGUAAUUUGAUUUAUAAAUCAAACAAAUUUAAUUAGAAUAUUUUUGUAAUUCUAGUAAAAAUACUGACUGA
Molecule: messenger RNA, 1685 nt
Organism: Heterotrigona itama
Lineage: Eukaryota; Metazoa; Arthropoda; Insecta; Hymenoptera; Apidae
Source: the annotation of a GenBank genome assembly